UUUAAAGUCGGUUGCAAUAUAAAGGAAAUAUUUAAAGAUUAUCAAAUUCCUUCGCUCUUGUAGUUCGUUUGGAAUUGGAGCCCACACUUGUAGUUUUAUUUGUUUGUUUCGUCUCAUGUGGAGGGUCAUAAUAUGUUUGGAAAACCAUCAAGUUCUCAGCCAAGGAUUGGCCUGGGUGGAUCAGGUGCUCUAUCCCAUGUUUAUAUUCAAUACCCACCUUUAAGAUGCAGCAUUCCUGGAGCUAGAGGUUUUUUUUAUGAUGAUGGGAAUAAGUUACUCAUCUCCCCAACAACUGAUCAGGUAUUUUCAUGGCAAGUUAGUCGUUACGCAUCUUGCGAUGCUCCAUCUUCAGAUUCUGUCAGUGAAGGACCUGUUUUGUCCAUCCGGUACUCCCUUGAUGGGAAUAUUAUUGCAAUCCAAAGAUCAAAUAACGAGAUUGAGUUCAGAAAUCAAGGAACAGGUUCAACAUUUAAUCACAGAUGUAGAUCAGAUCACAUAUUAGGAUUCUUCUGGACAGACUGCCCAACCUGUGACAUUGUGAUUAUAAAGUCGAGUGGAGUAGACAUGUGUUCCUAUGAACCUCAGCUAAAUGCAUUACGAUUGGUGGAUAGCAAACGACUCAACGUGAGUUGGUAUGUCCAUACACAUGAAAGUCGGCUGGUUCUUCUUGCAUCUGGAAUGCAAUGCAAGAGUUUGACUGGAUUUCAGUUCUCAUCUGGAGGAAUUAUCCGCUUACCAAGGUUUGACAUCACGAUGGCUAGAGCUGAAGCAAACCAAAAACCUGUUCUACUUGCAGAAGAUGUACAUAUAGCUACGAUCUAUGGAAGGAUCUAUUGUAUUCAAGUUGAUCAAGUUGGAAUGCUGCUCCACUUCUAUAGGUUUUAUCGGGAUGCAGUUGUCCACCAGGGUUCUUUGCCUAUUUAUUCUAUCAAGGUGGCGGUUAGUGUUGUUGAUAAUGUGCUUCUUGUUCAUCAAGUGGAUGCCAAAGUUGUUUUGCUAUAUGACAUAUUUACGGAUUCCAGAGCACCGAUAUCUGCACCACUUCCUCUUCUGGUUAGGGGCUCUCCUGGAGUAUGCAGUUCUCCUACUCGAGCUAUUACUGGGCAAACGACAAAUGUGCUGCAAUCAACUAAGACAGAUAAACUAAAUGAAGAUGAUGUUGUAGUUUAUGGAGAUGGGUGGGUCUUUCUCGCUCCUGACCUUAUAUGUGAUGCUUCACAUGGAACCUUGUGGAGGAUUUGUUUGGAUUUGGAGGCUAUUGCUGCUAGCAGCUCAGACACACCUUCUCUUCUUGAAUUUUUACAGCAGCGAAGGUUGGAUUCUUUGAAGGCAAAGCGGUUAUGUUUAGUAAUUAUGCGCACGGCAAUCCUUGAGAGGAGAUCCCUACCUAUGAUUGCCAAGGCAAUGGGUGUGUUAUCUUCUUCAUACUCGCACUCUUUGAAAUUAGGAAGCUCUUUACAGAGGGGAUCCAGAUUUACUUCUCAACGAAGUGCUUUUUAUACUGGGGCAACUAGUUCUAGUCUGCAACAUAUUUCUAGCACUGAGGUAACAAGUUCGGGUAUCAAGCAAGAAGCUACAACUAGAGAAGUGGAACGCCAUCCUAUGCAUCUCAAUAGAACCUCAUCAGUUUCUGACUCUGAGGACAGUGUAAACUUAGAACAUGUUAGUUCCAACUUGGAAGAACCUCAUGCUAUUUCUAAUCCUCGUGAUCCUUCAGUUUCUAAAUUAAAAGGGCCGAGGAAGAACUACUCAGAGGCUGAAACUUCGAAUCCAGACAAUGAGAAGGCAUCCAUAAAGUCUGACAGUGGUGAAACCAAUGGUGAUUCUUUGGAUUCUGGUGUUUCUGACCCACAAAGUUUUGAAGCUCCUAGUGUGACAGUAUCACCAAAUGAGAUGUACAUUUCUGUCUUCGCGCUUGUUGAGGAAGAGAUGGCUGGGGACCCUGCCUAUUUGGUUGCAGUUAUUGUAGAAUACUUUCGGAGUGCAGCUCUGGAAAAGCUCAAAGUUCACCCAAGUCUUAACAUAUUGAUUAUACAACUUCUGGCCCGCAAUGACCGUUAUGCUGAAAUCCAACUGUUUGUUGUUAACAAGAUCCUAGAGCCUUCAAAGGAAGUUGCUUUGCAACUCUUGGAGUCAGGUCGCCAUAAUUUACCUACAAGGAAGUUGGGUAUGGAUAUGCUGAGGCAGCUCUUGCUCCAUAACGACUAUGUACUGAUGCUACUCCAAGAUGGAUAUUAUCUGGAAGCCAUACGCUAUGUGCGGAGAAAUAAGGUUAAUACCAUCCGGCCUUCAUUGUUUCUUGAGGCAGCAAUGGCUUCCAAUGACCCACAACACUUGGCAUCAGUUCUCCGCUUUUUCUCAGAGUUUCUGCCUGAUUUUAGGAACACCUCUGAUCAUAGUACAUUUCGCAGCAUAUUGAAUGAGAUGAGUCGAAAUUCAGCAGCUUGUGUGCAAUCUGAAGGUUAGGAUCAGUUUCAUCAAGUUGUUAAGGCCUGCAUUUAUUUUUUUGGCUAAGCUUAUUUAAACCUUUAUUUCGUUAUGUGGUGUAUGUAUUAUAGCACAUGAGAAGGCAACUUCUAUUAUUCUUUAAUUUAGAGAACAUACAAGUUCCUUAUCCUUUCAUUUA
Messenger RNA from Amborella trichopoda, 2626 nucleotides. Its product is annotated as C18orf8. The record is from RefSeq and is a predicted model, not a curated record. Gene Ontology annotation, biological process: regulation of autophagy. Lineage: Eukaryota; Viridiplantae; Streptophyta; Magnoliopsida; Amborellales; Amborellaceae. Gene Ontology annotation, cellular component: Mon1-Ccz1 complex; late endosome membrane; lysosomal membrane.